AACAUAACAUUGUUCCCAAUGUUCUUGUUGCGUGCGGUUCAUUGUUCGGUUUUUGCGCAUGAAAUUAUAACAACGCGUAAUUAAAGCUGCGUAAAGUGCCAACAGCAAACAUAUUAGCCUAACUGCAACAACUAAUUGCACAGGCCGCGCCGCACAAAGCACCCGCCUUUCGUUUUGUGUCGUAAACUGUAUAUUACAUUUAAUAUUCGUUCAACACAAUUACAAAUAUACGUAUAUGUACAUACAUGCAAUGCAAAUUGAAUGUAAAUAAAACAGCACUCACAAAUACAGUAGCAGCAGCAGCAACAGCAGCGGCAGCAGCAAAACAAAAGUGAAAUUAACACGUGCGCUUAACACCGCUUCCUCAGUUCUUCUCGAAGGUUUUUGUUGUUGCUUUUCCUCUGUCGUUCUUUUGACGGUCGCUGCCGGCAUCUAAUUUUUGGCUGGCAUUUGAUUUGCCUUUGGAUUUAAUUAUUACUUAAACAAACAAACAACAACAGCAGCAGCACAAACAAAACAACAAAAUGGUUCAGGCUUUGGAUUACGAUUGCGAGAUGCAGGGUCAGCAGGACAUACCGCAGGCGAUUCAGCUGCUGGGCGAGAUGAACAGCAAUGUGAAGCAGGUGACGGAUCUGGUCGAGGGAAUGCUGCAGCGCGUCAAGCGCGGCGAGCUGAGCACAGAGUACGGCCUGAGCUUUCUGGAGGUCAAGUACCAUAUGCUGCUCGACUACUUGAUCAAUCUGACAUAUGUGGUGCUGCGCAAAUGCUCCGGCGAGACCAUCGAGGGCGAUCCCUCGAUCGAGCGCCUGAUCGAGAUACGCACCGUGCUGGAGAAGAUCCGGCCCAUAGACCACAAGCUGCGCUAUCAGAUUGACAAGCUGGUCAAGACGGCGACAACUGGAGUCUCGAGCAGCACAGAUCCCAUACUCUACAAGCCCAAUCCCGAGGAGAUGCUCAGCGCUGCCGGUGCCGAGGCCGAGGAGGAGGCGGCUGAGGCAGCCAGCGACAGCGAUGAGGAUGACGAUGAGGAUGACGACGAGGAGGGCGACGGGGCAGGCGCUGCGAAAAAGCCGCGCAAGGCGGCCACAGCUGGCAAAUCGGGCGUCUAUGUGCCGCCGCGCAUUAAGCCCGUCUACUACGACGGCGAUGAGCGGGACGCGGACAAGGAGCAGAAGGCUCUGGAACGUGCCAAAAAGCGAGCCAUCACCUCGUCGAUGCUGCAGGAUCUGAAGGAGGAGUAUUUGGAUGCGCCCACUGAGCUCUCCUCGGGCUCGCGCGCCCAGCAGCUGCUCUCGCAAUCGCAGAAGGAGAAGCAGGAGUACGAGGAGACCUACCUGGUCCGUCUACCCGUCACCAAGGCGGAGAAGCAUCGCCAGCGAAAGCUUACCACAUUGGGCACUCUGGGCGAUGAAAUUCUGGGCGAGAUCAAUCGGGAGUCGGCGCUGCGUGGCGAUGGGCUAAGCAAAAAACGCAAAUUGGCCAAAAGCCGCGGCAAGGGCAAGAAGCGCGUUGGCAAAAAGCGCAAGUUCCAUUAAUAGGCCGAGGCGCGAGCUUUGAAAGAGUUUUCCAAUCGAUUCAAAUAAUUUGAGUUUUCCAUUCAUUUAUGAUAUUCGCAACAGAAUGCAAUCGAAAGCUUAGAACUUUUUGAUUGUUUCUUCAGUUCAUAUUAAUUAUUAUUAUUACAAAAACAAACUAUUUUGUUGCAUUUGCAUUGUUUUAACCAAAUUCUGUUUACAUUUUCGCUUAAUGUUAAGUUUUUGACCUUUAAUUUUUGCUUAAUUAUAAUUUCCCUUAAAUCGAUUUCAUUGUUAAAAGUUUACUUCACAAAGGCAACGUUUUUUGGCGUUGGAUAUUAUCAAAAAAAUAUUAAUUUUUCUAUAUAAUUAAGCAGGCAACAACAACAACAAAAUGCCAAAAAAAAAUGCGUUAAAAAAACACAAAAAAAAAAAGAAUUAACAAAGAAAAAAAAAUCAUGUAUAUGCGCAUUGUAAACUGCAUUAAAUUUAGGCCACAAAAUUAAGUACAUAAUAUUUUCUUUCGACUCACGCUAAAAAUGUAUUUUAAACUAAAUUAAGCAAAUACAAAAUUGAAUGGCGAAAUUGAAAGCGAAAUUCAAAAUUAGCAAGAACAAAAAAACAAGUUAAAAAAAACCCUUCUAGUAUAUUUAUAAAUGAAAUUUCCACUUAAAACUAAACUUUAAGGCACAGCAAAAUUUUUGCAUUUAGCAAAAAACCAAAAAACAAAACCAAAACUCAAAAACGUUUCGUUGUUUUUAGGAGUCCAACUAAAAUGAAAAACACAUUUUGGCUGCUUACGAUAUGCUUUCAAAAAAAAAAAAAUACUUGCAAAAAAGUUGAGCGACAAAAUUCAAAUUCAAAAA
Messenger RNA from Drosophila montana, 2380 nucleotides. Its product is annotated as neuroguidin. NCBI's taxonomy places the organism in Eukaryota, Metazoa, Arthropoda, Insecta, Diptera, Drosophilidae. Gene Ontology annotation, cellular component: small-subunit processome; nucleolus. Bases 525 to 1535 code for a protein of 336 amino acids. Gene Ontology annotation, biological process: maturation of SSU-rRNA from tricistronic rRNA transcript (SSU-rRNA, 5.8S rRNA, LSU-rRNA). The record is from RefSeq and is a predicted model, not a curated record. The transcript has 4 exons.